ACCUUUAAUGGCGGAAGACCUUUAGUCGAAGUGACUGUGCGGUUGGAGGUACCUUGCCUUCUGCUUUCUCUUUUCUCUGUGGUGGUGACAAACAAAAUUGCUAAAAGCCGAAACUAACCUGUGAAUCUCUCCGCUCAAUAAUUAAAUUUGUUGAAUUAUUGCAGUUCCAGUAAUUAAUAUUUGGAUUCAUUUUCCAAAAACUACAAGUUGUUUUGUUCAAUCCCAUCUUAUAAAAUGGAUUUUGGUCUACCUCCACUGAAAGAGAAGUCGACAGGCUUCCACCGCCAGCCAAAUGCCGACAAGCAGAACGAGUACGGCAUCCCGGACCCGAUGACGUUUGGCCUGGGUGCGGCGAGGCCCACCCUCUACCAGCACCCCCUGGAGACAUCCGAACGAAACUAUCAGAAGAACCAGCAGCGCCUCCACAUGGCCGUAAUGCGAAACACCCAGGGCAUUCACGCGCCCCUCCGCGUCGCCAUGGAGCUCAAGGCCUUUGAGAAUGUCGGCCAUCUUCCUUUCCUGCCAUCCUCCAACUUCAGUCGAGAUGUCAUCCUCGGUAACGACGAAACACUCGAUUUCUCAGACAUUCUCAACACCACUGAGUUCCGUGAGACCAGACCUCAUCCUCAUGCUCUCAUGGAACAUAAAUUGGGAAUCCUUUAAAUUCAACCUCAAACGAUUAUCCUUUCUGGUUCCCUCUAAAUGUGAGAAACUAAUAUCUUAAGAUUUUCAAACAUCAUAAUCAAUAUGUAAGUUCGAUAUUGUUUUGAAUAAAUAAUUUUUCAAUAUAGCUAUUUCGGGUGAA
Nilaparvata lugens (brown planthopper) is the source of this 805-nucleotide messenger RNA. RefSeq names its product proteasome maturation protein (gene Pomp). Gene Ontology annotation, biological process: proteasome assembly. Bases 235 to 663 code for a protein of 142 amino acids. Gene Ontology annotation, cellular component: cytoplasm; nucleus. The record is from RefSeq and is a predicted model, not a curated record. The transcript has 2 exons. Lineage: Eukaryota; Metazoa; Arthropoda; Insecta; Hemiptera; Delphacidae.